Messenger RNA from Gastrolobium bilobum, 1946 nucleotides. RefSeq lists its product as uncharacterized. The transcript has 19 exons. The record is from RefSeq and is a predicted model, not a curated record. Gene Ontology annotation, biological process: translation. Gene Ontology annotation, molecular function: GTPase activity; translation release factor activity; GTP binding. The coding region runs from base 62 to 1591 and encodes 509 amino acids. Gene Ontology annotation, cellular component: translation release factor complex. Lineage: Eukaryota; Viridiplantae; Streptophyta; Magnoliopsida; Fabales; Fabaceae.
UUCAUUUCUCUCGCUGCCGAAACCCUUGCACCUUUGCAGAAUCCCUAGUCUCAUUUUCACCAUGGAUAUUGAGGAGGACAUCCGUUCUUUACAGCUUGACUCAGCAGUAGAAGAUAAUAAUGGGGUGGUAAAUCCAGAGGAUGGAAAGCCAGAAGAAGUUGAGAAAUCUGAUAAGAUGGAAGAAAUUGAGAAAUCUGAUACGAUGGAUGAAGGUCCGAAGCGGGAGGUUCAGGUACAGGCUGAGCCAAAAGUAAAAGAUAAGGACAUUCCUUCUGUGCAAGAUGAAGAAGAUGAGCUGAAGACGAAGAAAAGACACUUGAAUGCUGUGUUUAUUGGACAUGUUGAUGCUGGUAAGUCAACAACCGGAGGCCAGAUACUUUUCCUCAGUGGUCAGGUUGAUGAACGAACUAUCCAAAAAUACGAGAAAGAAGCUAAGGACAAAAGUCGAGAAAGCUGGUAUAUGGCUUAUAUAAUGGACACAAAUGAGGAGGAGAGGGUAAAGGGAAAGACAGUUGAAGUUGGAAGAGCACAUUUUGAGACAGAGACAACAAGGUUUACCAUUUUGGAUGCACCUGGUCACAAAAGCUAUGUUCCGAACAUGAUCAGUGGCGCAUCUCAAGCUGAUAUUGGAGUGUUGGUAAUUUCUGCACGGAAGGGCGAGUUUGAAACUGGAUAUGAGAAAGGUGGACAAACUCGUGAACAUGUCCAGCUUGCAAAAACGUUGGGUGUGUCCAAGCUGCUUGUUGUUGUCAAUAAAAUGGAUGAUCCUACAGUGAAGUGGUCAAAAGAAAGGUAUGAUGAAAUUGAGUCAAAGAUGAGUCCAUUUCUAAAGCAAUCAGGAUACAAUGUUAAGAAAGAUGUCUUGUUUUUACCAAUGUCUGGGCUGCUUGGUUCAAACAUAAAAACAAGAGUGGAUAAAAGCACUUGUUCAUGGUGGGAUGGUCCUUGCUUGUUUGAAGCCCUUGAUGCUAUUGAAGUUCCUCUGAGAGAUCCCAAUGGUCCUUUCAGGAUGCCUAUAAUUGACAAAUUCAAAGACAUGGGAACUGUUGUGAUGGGUAAAGUGGAAUCUGGUACUGUUUGUGAGGGAGAUUCCUUGUUGGUCAUGCCAAAUAAGGAUCAAGUAAAAGUUGUUGCUGUUUUUAUUGAUGAAGAUCGGGUUAAACGUGCCGGACCUGGUGAAAAUUUACGGAUUAGAUUAUCUGGUGUUGAAGAAGAAGACAUAUUAUCUGGGUUUGUCCUGUCCAGUGUUGCAAAUCCAAUACCAGCAGUUACCGAGUUUGUUGCUCAGUUAGCGAUUCUUGAAUUGCUGGAUAAUGCUAUUUUUACAGCUGGGUACAAGGCUGUUAUGCACAUCCACUCUGUAGUUGAGGAAUGUGAGAUUGUCGAGCUCUUACAGCAAAUUGAUCCAAAGACACGGAAACCCAUGAAAAAGAAAGUUCUCUUUGUGAAGAGUGGCGCUGGUGUCAUUUGCCGUGUUCAGGUCAAUAACGCGAUAUGCAUUGAGAAGUUCACUGAUUUUCCACAACUUGGGAGAUUCACUCUUCGCACUGAAGGAAAAACUGUUGCUGUGGGUAAAGUCACUAGUCUGUGAGAUUGUAACAAUUUUGAUUUGAGGAGGGGAAUCCUGCAGAGAGUGGCAGCAUAGAGGCAUAUAAUUAAAAGCAUCAAGUUCGCUAUAUAUUCAUCUCGAUAUUCAUUUUGCUUUUACUUUGGCUAGUUUUCAGUCAUGAGUUAUUUGUUGCCGCUGGUGCCCCAUGAGUACUUACUUGUAUGCGGCCUUGCAAGGCCUGGUUGCUUCCAACCGUGCUGUUUGAGAUAUAAAUUACAAUUAAAAUGGAUGGUUUUGAAUCAUUCCACCUGAUUCGACGUGGAAUUUGAUGACUUAUAUUUUAGUGUCUAACAGAUAUUAAAACAAAUUUCCUACUCACAGUUGACUAGCAUGUUUG